CUGUCACUGCUCUCGAGGUCCUCGCUGUGCUCCGCGCGCGCGAGCACUUUCAAAGCUGCCACAGAACCGCAACGGUCGCAGGGCUGUCGAGCUGAAGCGGAGCGGAAGGGCUACACACUUUGACGGCAUGCUUCGCGUGAGCCGGCCGUGAAGGGAAGGGGCGAGGUGAUCGGGCGGAGCCGGGGGCGGGGCCAGCAAGGGGGGGGCCAACCAUGCUGGAGGACGGAGACGCCGGGUCGCUGCGGGCGGAGGUGGAGCGCCUGAGCCUGGAGCUCCAGGAGGCCAACGAGGAGAAGCUGCAGGCGGCCCGCUACGGCCUGGCAGUGCUGGAGGAGAGCGCCACGCUCAAGAGCAAGCACAGCCAGCUGGAGGAGGAGCAUGAGGCCCUCAAGCAGGAGCUGCAGCAGCUCAAAGAGGCGCUGGCAGACUCGGUGAGCAGCCAGAAGAGAGCGGCGGCGGAUGGCGAGAGCAGGGAGGAGAGCCUCCUGCAGGAGACGGCCAGCAAGGAGGCGGCCAUGGCGCUGCGCAUCGACGAGCUGCAGGGGGAGCUGCGGCAGGCGCGCGUCACGCUGGCCAACGCGCUCGGCGACAACGAACGGCUGGGAGGGCUGUCCGCCCAGCUCAAGAAGGAGUGUGAAAGUCUGGAGCUGGAGAAGGGGCACCUGAGGGAAGAGAUUAAGGAGUAUAAGGUGCGAGAGAUGCGGCAGCUACAGGACAACAGCGAGCUGGAGGAGGAGAACAUCUCGCUGCAGAAACAGGUCUCCACGCUGAAGGAGAACCAGGUGGAGUUCGAGGCCGUGAAGCUGGAGCUGACCCACAAGGAGGAGGAGCAGGAACUGCUCCGGGCCCAGCUGGAGGAGGCCGGCCGGCUGCGGGAGAUCGCGGAGCGGCAGCUGGAAGAGGCACUGGAGGCCCUGAAGGAGGAGCGUGAGCAGAAGAACAGCCUGAGGAGGGAGCUCUCCUCCAUGGCAGCCAACCCCUUCUGCUCGGCCUCCAAUCUGGAGCUCCACCUGGACCAGCUGGAGGAGAGCCAGGACGAAGGGCGGGGCGAGGACCAGGACAGCGGCUACACCCCCGGCUCGGGGAACCACCCGCUCAACUCCAAGGCCAACGGGCACCAACGCUCCUCCACCCCCCGUAACAGCGACCUGUUCCUGCGGCCCCCCGCCCCGGGCCUGGUGUCAGACCUGCUGAGCGAGCUCCACCUCUCUGACAGCCAGAAGCUGAAGCAGCAGCUGGUGCAGGCGGAGAUGGACAAGGCCACCCUGGCCACCACAGUGCAGGACCUGCAGAGGCAGCUGGCGCUCUCCAGGGAGGCCCUGACUGAGCAGCAGGCGAAGACGGGGAGGCUCGCGCAGCAGCUGGAAACGCUGCAGGGCCGCAGGUGCGCUCCCCCCCAGCGGGGGGCGCUCGAAAACGGGGACGGCUACUACGAGGUGGACGUGACCGGCGCCGAAGUCCUGGAGUGCCGGAUGCGCGCCGCCGGCGAGGAGGUGGUGCAGCUGAGGGAGGAGUUGAAGCAGGCGGGGGAGCGUUACGCCGCCCUGGAGGGCCGCUACCGCCAGGAGAAGGAGCGCUGGAGGGGCGAGGCGCAGGAGCUGGCCGAGAAGAUCCGCCAGUGCAUCAAGUCGAGCCGGCAGGACCAGGAGCGCAUCACCGAGCUGGAGAAGGAGAUCGGCGCCACCCGGAAGGUGGCCACCGACUCGGAGGGCCACCUGACCGUGGCCCAGGAGGAGCUGCUGGCCUUCUCCGAGGAGCUGGCCAACCUCUACCACCACAUCUGCAUGUGCAACAACCUCACGCCCAACCGGGUGACGCUGGACUACUACCGGGCGGGCACGCGGGGCCAGCACCCGGGGCCCCUGCGCAAGCGGCGCUCCUCGGACCUCCUGGGGAAGAUGCUGCACGGGCAGGAGGCGGACAGCGGGGGCAGCACGGGGGGCAGCGGGGACUCCUCGCCCGUCAGCGCCGGGGUCAGCAGCUGCCCCGGAUCCCCCACGCUCGACUUCAGGGACCCCACCAACGUGCGCAACCUGGUGGCCGUCAUCCGCUGCCAGAUGAAGCAUCUCCAGGCGGCAGUCGACCUGUGCAGGCAGAGGGGGACUCUGCCCUCCCCGUCCGGCCGGGGUGCCCCAGACACCGAGCGGGACACAGACGCACUGCUGGAGGAGGUGCUGAAGCUCAAGUCCCUGCUGAGCACCAAGAGAGAGCAGAUCGCAACUCUCAGGACUGUCCUGAAGGCCAACAAACAGGCCGCAGAGGUGGCCCUGACGAAACUCAAGACCAAAUAUGAAGCGGAGAAGAGCCUGGUGUCGGAGACCAUGGUGAAGCUGAGGAACGAGCUGAAAGCGCUCAAGGAGGAUGCCGCCACCUUCUCAUCGCUCCGCGUCAUGUUUGCCAGCAGGUGUGACCAGUACGUGACGCAGCUGGACGAGAUGCAGAGGCAGCUGGCGGCGGCUGAGGACGAGAAGAAGACGCUGAACUCGCUGCUCCGCAUGGCCAUCCAGCAGAAGCUGGCCCUCACGCAGAGGCUGGAGGACCUGGAGGCACCCUACGCGCCCCACAGCAACACCAGCAGCCCCCGCCGCUCCCGGGCCAAACAGCUGGGCGCCGUCAAGUCCGGCAGGGCCCCCCGGAGCCCCCGCGGGAGCCCCGUGCGGCCGCUGGGGAGCAGCCCCCGCUCCAGCCCGGUCCUGGCUGCCAGCAGCCACCCGAGGGCGCUCUCCCGGAGCCUGCACUCCAGCCCUCGAUAAAAAAAACCUCAGCAUGAGGAAAAAAACAUCCAUCUUCCCUCUUCAGAGUCUGUUGUCGCUCUUCCAUGGAGUCCUUCAUGUCGGUUGCCCAAAUCAUCCCACCACCCACCCCACCCCAAAACUUCCUGUUUGUCUUCGUCAUGGUGUGGGUGUCACUCCUCCAACACAUGCCGCUUGAACAAGAUGAUUUCAGCAGAGAACAUAUCUCGCUGGUACACAGUAAAGAAGAGGAAACGAGAGUAGGGACUUCCCGUCUUUUUGACACAGCCACUGUUUUUCUUACCAGGAGGGGACAAGCUUUGUGGCUUGUUUUGAGGCACCAGUUUGAGGAGCACAGACAACAUUCAUUGCAUUGGAGACCUUUGACAACGGAACUGAGAUUGAGGUGACCCCUCAGAUAUCCACUCCAAAGGACUUCUAACUUGCUGUGUAGGGCUAAUCGCCUUGUUUUUCAUUGUUAAAAAAAAUGAAGGUACACAUUUUUAUAUUGAGAGUGGCUACCAAUGCUUUAGCGAAUGAACCUAUCCUGAAGGAUCUGAAUCUCGAGCCCAGCUUGACAGUAUUCUGUGUUGUAUUUAAAGGUCGGCUCUUUGUCUCUGUAAGUGCGUAUUUCAGCGAGACCGGGUAUGGCUUACAGUAACAGCAGAGAUGUUUUGCUUAGUGAGUAAAUGUGAUGUGGAGAGCCUUCGGAUGGGUCUGGCUGAUGGCCCUCUGACUCCCUAGGCUCCCACAUCACAAUUCUGAUAUAAUGGGUGUGUUUUUAAGGAUCAGAAACCCCUCAUACUGACAUCCAGAGUUUGUGGACAUAAAGCACAAAUUACACUGCCUGUUUUGUUUUUUCCCCCCCCCCAAUUAUGUUUUGUAUAUUUUGCCACGACUGUUAUUGGCACCUUAACACCUCUCUCUGUCUUUGAACCCGUCUGUGACAUGUGACUCUGUCUUAAGGUUCCUGGCUUCUGAGCCGGGGAGGGGGG
Messenger RNA from Megalops cyprinoides (Indo-Pacific tarpon), 3727 nucleotides. RefSeq lists its product as uncharacterized. Gene Ontology annotation, cellular component: cytosol; Golgi apparatus. Gene Ontology annotation, biological process: microtubule anchoring at microtubule organizing center; protein localization to organelle; regulation of microtubule cytoskeleton organization. The record is from RefSeq and is a predicted model, not a curated record. NCBI's taxonomy places the organism in Eukaryota, Metazoa, Chordata, Actinopteri, Elopiformes, Megalopidae. The coding region runs from base 213 to 2753 and encodes 846 amino acids. Gene Ontology annotation, molecular function: cytoskeletal adaptor activity; dynactin binding; dynein complex binding. The transcript is spliced from 10 exons.